AUGCAACCCCAAGUUGAGCAGCAGCUGGCCUACCUACUCUUGAUUGAGUUGCUUGCGCAUCAGUUUGCGUCCCCAGUCCAAUGGAUCGCAACCCAGGAUGCCCUGCUUAAGGAAUUCAAUGUCGAACGCUUCGUCGAGAUUGGCCCGGCGGACGUCCUCACUGGCAUGCUGGAAAAGACCGUGACUCGCCACUUCAAGUCCCAGGAUGCUGCCCGCCAUAUGACGCGACGCUUUCUCUCGUAUGCCCGCAAUUCCCAGGAGAUCCAGUAUAUCCUCCAGGAGGCCGCGCAGACAGUGCAGGCAGCAGUGAAGCCCCCGACGGAGGCCCCUGUCGUUCAAGCCCCUGUCGUUCAAGCGGCGGCGGCCUCGGACCAAGUCAAGGCUGCGCCCAUCCCCGACGCCCCCGUGGAGGCAAAGGAGAUCCUGGUCGCCAUUGUCGCAGGCAAGCUGCGAAAGAGCCAUGGUGAACUGGCGACAGAGAAGUCCAUCAAGGCUCUCUCCAACGGGCGAUCCACGCUGGAGAACGAGAUUGUCGGCGACCUCGACGCCGAGUUCGGCUCCCUUCCCGAGAAGCCAGAGGAUCUGGGCCUCAACGAGCUGGCCAGCACUCUGCAGGCCGGCGCAUCCUUCACCGGCCAGCUGCGCAAGAUCUCGACGGCGCUGGUCUCCAAGGUGUUUGCGCAGAAGCUGCCUGCCGGCUUCUCCAGCGGCGAUGCGCGGGCUCAUCUGCAGUCUCGAUGGGGCCUGGGAGCAGGACGCCAGGACGCCGUCUUCCUCCGUGCCAGCACCACCCAUGCCUCCUCUUCACGAUUAGCCAGCCCCGAGGAGGCCAAGGCGUUCUUCGACGGUAUCGUCCAACAGUACGGCGCCGACCACGGCCUCAACUUCUCGGCGGCGGCGGCGGCGGCGGCGGCAGCGUCCACGGCGGGCGCCGUCUCGGCCCCGGUAGACAGCGCGGCGCUCAACGCGGUGGUCAAGGACCAGGACACGCUCAAGCGGUCGCUGAUGGAGGCGUACGCCCGGCUCCUGGGCAAGGACCUGGGCCAGGACGCCCAGGAGGCCCUGAAGGCCCGGCGGGCCACCGCCGAGCUGCAGCAGCAGCUGGACGGCAUCACGGCCGAGGUGGGCGACUUCUUCCUGACGGGCAUCCGUCCCAUCUGGGCGGCCCCCAAGCUCCGGCGCUUCCACUCGAGCUGGAACUGGGGCCUGCAGGACACGCUGGACAUCUUCCACCGGGCUCUGCGCGGCGAGCACUUGUCCGAGGCCGAGUUCGCCCGGCACAGCAACGCCAUCGCCAACCGAUCCAGCCCUCGCCUGGUGGACAUGAUGAAGUACCUCCUCGCCAGCAGCCCCUAUCCUCCGCGCGGCACCGCCCCGGGCUCCCGGUUCACCGCCGAGGCCAAGGACAUGGUGCGCCGCCUGCUGGAACGCUGCGAGACCGCCGCCCGGCAGCCUUGCUUUGAGCCGCUGGCGGCCAACCGCGCGGCCUUUCUGCAGGGCCCCAGCACGACGGUCGACGAGCAGGGCCACAUCCAGUACCGCGAGGUGCCCCGGGGCGGGCCCGGCGGGGGCUCCAGCCCCGGGAUGGCCCCCAUCACGAUCAAAACCCGGCACCAGGACCAGUCGGAGGCGUGGCAGGCCAACGCGGCGCUGACCACGCUGUACCGCGACGCGGUGCAGGCGUCGUGGAGCGAGGGGGUCACCUUUGCCCACAAGUACGUGCUGAUGACGGGGGUCAGCAUGGGCUCGAUCAACGCGGAGAUCCUCAAGGGCCUCCUGGGCGGCGGCGCCCGCGUGGUGGUGACGACCAGCAGCUAUUCCUCGGCGACAACGCGCUUCUACCAGAGCCUGUACGUCGCACAUGGGGCCCGCGGGUCGGAACUUAUCGUCGCGCCGUUCAACCAGGGCAGCCAGCAGGACAUCGACGGCCUGGUGAAGUACAUCUUCGGCUCCUCCGGAGGCGAGGGCGGGCUGGGCUGGGAUCUGGACCAUGUCAUCCCCUUUGCCGCCAUCUCCGAGUCCGGGCGGGAGAUCGACAACAUCGACUCGCGGUCGGAACUUGCGCACCGGAUCAUGUUGACCAACACGCUGCGGCUGCUGGGCGCCAUCAAGCAGCAGAAACACGCCCGCGGGUACCGCACGCGGCCGACGCAGGUCAUCCUGCCGCUGUCGCCCAACCACGGCGGCUUCGGCAACGACGGCCUGUACGGCGAGUCCAAGAUCGCGCUCGAGGCCCUGUUCGACAAGUGGCACUCGGAGAGCUGGGCGCCGUACCUGUCCGUCUGCGGCGCCGUCAUCGGCUGGACGCGCGGCACGGGGCUCAUGGCCGACAACAACAUCGUCGCCGCCGGCAUCGAGCGCCACGGCGUGCUGACCUUUUCCACCGCCGAGAUGGCCGCCUACAUCCUGGUGCUGAUGACCCGGAAGUUAGCCGGCCAGUGCAGCCUGCGCCCGCUGUACGCCGACCUGACCGGCGGCCUCAACGCCCUCCCUAACCUCCGCGCCACCCUGGACCAGGUCCGCCGCGAGAUCGUCGACCAGAGCACCCUGCGCACCCACCUGGCACGGGAGAAAGAGGCGGAACAACGCCUGUUGGGGGCUGCCGCCCCCGGAGCAGCACCAGCAGCAGCAGCAGGAGCAGGAGCAAGGCUGGCCAACAUCCCGUUCACCUUCCCGCAGCUGCCCGCCGAGGCCGAGCUGCAGCCCCUGCGCGAGACCCUGCUGGGGAUGGCCGAUCUGGACCGGGUCGUGGUGGUCUCGGGCUUCUCCGAGGUUGGGCCCUUUGGCAAUGCCCGCACGCGGUGGCAGAUGGAGGCGACCGGCCGCCUCUCGCUGGAGGGCUGCAUCGAGAUGGCCUGGAUGAUGGGCCUCAUCAAGCACCGCAACUCCGACGCCUACACCGGCUGGAUCGACGCAGCGACGCAGCAGCCCGUGCAGGAUCUCGACGUCAAGGCCCGCUACGAGGAGCACAUCCUCGCCCACACGGGCAUCCGCCUGGUGGAAUCCGCCAUGGAUCCCCAGGAGCCCGACGGCCGCCGCCGUAUCCUGCAGGAGAUCGUGCUCGAGGAGGACCUGCCGCCGCUGGAGGUCUCGCCGGAGGUUGCCCAGCAGCUGGUCAACGAGCACGGCGAAGCCCUGGUGGACGUAUCACCGCAGGGAGGCGCCGGCGGAGGCAGUCAGUACACGGUGAAGAUCAAGAAAGGCGCCGUCUUGAUGAUCCCCAAGUCCCUCCAGUACGACCACGCCGUCGCCGGGCAGGUCCCCACGGGCUGGGAUGCCCGCACGUACGGCAUCCCCGACGACAUUGCGGCCUCGGUCAGCCGGGCGACGCUGUUCACGCUGGUCAGCGCCGUCGAGGCCCUGAUUGCCUCGGGCAUCACCGACCCCUACGAGCUGUACCAGUACAUCCACGUCUCGGAGUUUGGCAACUGCAUUGGCUCCGGGCUCGGGGGCGUGAUGGCGCUGAAGAAGCUGUUCAAGGACCGGUACCUCGACCAGGAGGAGGUGCAAAAGGACAUUUUGCAGGAAACGUUCAUCAACACCGCCGCCGCCUGGGUCAACAUGUUGCUGCUGGCCUCGUCCGGGCCCAUCCGGACCGCCGUCGGCGCCUGUGCCACCGCCGUCGAGUCGCUGGAGACGGGCUACGAGACCAUCGCCACCGGCCGGGCCAAGAUCUGCCUCGUCGGCGGCUACGACGACAUGAACCAGGCCGUCGCGGAGGAGUUUGCCAACAUGAAGGCGACCACCGACGCCCGCGCCGAGGCCCUCAAGGGCCGUCUGCCGCACGAGAUGUCGCGGCCCUCGGCGGAGAGCCGCAGCGGCUUCGUCGAGUCGCAGGGCAGCGGCGUCCAGGUCGUCACUUCGGCGCGGCUGGCGCUCGACCUGGGCCUGCCCAUCCACGGCGUCGUCGCCUGGGUGGGCACCGCCAGCGACAAGACGGGGCGCUCCGUGCCGGCGCCGGGCCAGGGCAUCCUCACCAACGCCCGCGAGACGCCGCUGGGGCGGUUCCCCUCGCCCUGGCUGGAUGUGCGGUACCGCCAGCGUCGUCUGGCGGCCCGCCUGGCGCAGAUCAACGAGUCGCUCGAGCUGGAGCUGCAGAUGACGCGCGACAGCGUCUCGGAGGAGGGCAUCCUGGACCGCAUCGCCGAGUAUCAGCACCAGCAGCUCUUCCUCGAGAAGGAGGCCGCCCGCCAGCGCAAGGAAGCCCUCAACACGUUUGGCAACGACUUUUGGAAGAACGAGACCUCCAUCUCGCCCAUCCGGGGUGCUCUGGCGGUGUUUGGUCUGGGAAUCGACGACCUCGACUUUGUCACUCUCCACGGAACCAGCACGGUGAUGAACGACAAGAACGAGCCGGCCGUGCUGGAGGCCCAGAUGAAGCACCUGGGCCGCUCGCCGGGCAACCCGCUGUUCGCCAUCUCGCAGAAAUACCUCACCGGCCAUCCCAAGGGCGCCGCCGGGGCGUGGAUGCUCAACGGCGGCCUGCAGGUGCUCGACACGGGCCUCGUCCCCGGCAACCGCAAUCUCGACAACGUGGACCGCCAUCUGGAGCAGAACGAGUACAUCAUGUAUCCGAACCGCAGCAUCCAGACCAGCGGGCUCAAGGCCUUCUCCCUGACCUCCUUUGGCUUCGGCCAGAAGGGCGCGCAGGCCAUCGUCGUCCAUCCGCGGUACCUGUACGCCAUGCUCGACCAGGCCGACUUCACCGACUACCAGGCCAGACGCAACACGCGGUACCGCAAGGCAUUCCGCUUCUUCCACCAUGGCCUGGCCACGAACGCCAUGUUUGUCACAAAGUCCGAUUCGCCUUACCGGCCGGAGCAGCAGAACGCGGUGCUCCUGGAUCCUACCGCCAGGGCGACGGCAAGCAAGGGAUCUCUUUAUUCAUUCUAG
This is a messenger RNA of Penicilliopsis zonata CBS 506.65, 4893 nucleotides long. RefSeq lists its product as hypothetical. Gene Ontology annotation, cellular component: fatty acid synthase complex. NCBI's taxonomy places the organism in Eukaryota, Fungi, Ascomycota, Eurotiomycetes, Eurotiales, Aspergillaceae. The record is from RefSeq and is a predicted model, not a curated record. The transcript has 5 exons. Gene Ontology annotation, molecular function: holo-[acyl-carrier-protein] synthase activity; 3-oxoacyl-[acyl-carrier-protein] synthase activity; 3-oxoacyl-[acyl-carrier-protein] reductase (NADPH) activity. Bases 1 to 4893 code for a protein of 1630 amino acids. Gene Ontology annotation, biological process: long-chain fatty acid biosynthetic process.